UCCGUCAUUACAAGUUAUUACUAAACAUCGUUCAACAUUUUGCAAUGCGUUUUUAAGUAUAUUUACCCUAUAAUCUUUUUGUAAAUAUAUAUACUUCACAAUUAGUUUUAAUUAGAUAAUUAUAAACGUAGUCAUGACGGAGACAUGGGAACUGGAUCAUCGCGAUAAAAAGAGAAUUAGGGAAGUGAAAAGGAAGGCUCGUCCAGAGCUUGCUGAUAAAAAUGCAUGGACUCAACACAAUUAUUAUAAAAAUUUUCGAAAAUUUUGGGAAUUUGUGGACAAUGCCGAGCGAAUUAAUGAAUCCGACGUGACUACAGAAGAUUUCGUAGAAAAGUAUGAGAAACCUUACAAGCCUGUGAUAAUACAAGGUGUUCAAACUGGCUGGAGAGCCCAGCACAAAUGGACUAUAGAGAAGUUAGCAAAGAAAUAUCGGAAUCAAAAGUUUAAGUGUGGAGAAGAUAAUGAUGGAUAUAGUGUAAAAAUGAAGAUGAAAUAUUAUGUUCGUUACAUGUUUAAUAAUGAAGAUGAUUCUCCCUUAUACAUUUUCGAUAGUUCGUUUGGUGAACAUCCAAGGCGAAAAAGGUUGUUAGAAGAUUAUGUAAUUCCUAAAUACUUCCGGGAUGAUCUUUUUCAUUAUGCUGGAGAACAUCGAAGACCGCCAUAUCGUUGGUUUGUAAUGGGUCCUGCAAGAUCUGGUACAGGAAUACAUAUAGAUCCAUUAGGUACCAGUGCGUGGAACGCAUUAAUUUCUGGUCAUAAACGUUGGUGCCUAUUUCCUACGCAUACUCCUCGCGAACUUUUAAAGGUAACCGCAACUGAAGGUGGUAAGCAGAGAGACGAAGCUAUUACAUGGUUUUCCAUUGUUUAUCCUCGCACAAAGCUACCCACGUGGCCAAAAGAUUGCCACCCUAUAGAGAUUCUACAAUCUCCUGGUGAAACUGUUUUUAUUCCUGGUGGUUGGUGGCAUAUUGUUUUAAAUCUUGAUGAAACUAUAGCAGUAACACAGAAUUUCUGUUCACGUACCAACUUCCCGGUAGUUUGGCACAAAACGGUACGAGGGAGGCCAAAAUUGUCGCAGAAAUGGUUAAAAGUACUCUAUGAUAAAGAACCUGAACUGGCAACACUAGCGGAAAGUAUAGAUGUAAAAACGGACACUGGUGUUGCCAGUGAUUCCUCGAGUGGUUCUUCGAGUAGUUCGUCGAGUAGUACCAGUAGUAGUCAAUCAGAGGAUAGCGAGGACGAUAGUGGUCAAGAAUCACUUACCGCGCAUAAAAAGAAAAAGAGAAGAAGAUUGAAUAACAGCCAACCCUGACAAUAUCCAGUAUUUGGAACCUACAGAGACCUCAGACUGUACAGUAUUAAUCGACAAUUAUUGUUUGUACUAAGAAUAAAUAUUAUAAUUAUUAUGAUUACAAUCAUAUCUUUAUGUUCAUAAU
Messenger RNA from Camponotus floridanus (Florida carpenter ant), 1436 nucleotides. RefSeq names its product bifunctional arginine demethylase and lysyl-hydroxylase PSR (gene PSR). The record is from RefSeq and is a predicted model, not a curated record. Gene Ontology annotation, cellular component: nucleus; cytoplasm. The transcript has 6 exons. Lineage: Eukaryota; Metazoa; Arthropoda; Insecta; Hymenoptera; Formicidae. Gene Ontology annotation, biological process: phagocytosis. Gene Ontology annotation, molecular function: P-TEFb complex binding; histone H4R3 demethylase activity. The coding region runs from base 134 to 1312 and encodes 392 amino acids.